This is a messenger RNA of Dreissena polymorpha, 2525 nucleotides long. RefSeq names its product chromatin accessibility complex protein 1-like. Gene Ontology annotation, molecular function: protein heterodimerization activity. The coding region runs from base 48 to 377 and encodes 109 amino acids. Gene Ontology annotation, cellular component: CHRAC; nucleus. NCBI's taxonomy places the organism in Eukaryota, Metazoa, Mollusca, Bivalvia, Myida, Dreissenidae. The transcript has 3 exons. The record is from RefSeq and is a predicted model, not a curated record.
AUUUAAAAAAAAUAUUUUUCGGCAAUCAAGUCAACCAGAUACGAAAGAUGGCGGAUGACAAAGGAAAGUGCGAUUUACCUUUGUCGCGAGUUAGGACUAUCAUGAAAAGCUCGCCUGAUGUUAGCAGCAUAAAUCAAGAAGCUCUUUUUCUAGCUGCAAAAGCUACGGAGAUGUUUAUUCAGAGUAUGGCGCAGGUCUCCCUGGAACAGAGCACCGACAGAAACCAGCUCCGGUACAACGAUCUGGCUGAUAUAGUCGACAGCAUUGACACUCUGCAGUUCCUACAAGAUAUAAUCCCUAAGAAGAUCAAAGCCAGUGAAUAUUUUGAAAUAAUAAAAAAAUGGGAAGCAGAAAAUGGAAACGACAGUGACUCUUGAAUGAAGCUUGUUGAAUGUAUUGAGUGUAACCAGUGACUCUUGAAUGAAGCUUGUUGAAUGUAUUGAGUGUAACCACAAAUUGGGCCUCCAUCUGAGACAACGCUGUUUAUUGCGUGUGCAUAAAGUUUCAACCCGGAUUAGCCUGUGCAGUCUGCUUUUAUUGUACUUUUGUUCAGACGAAGUCUCUUCUUUGCAAAAAUCCAGUUCAGAUGGAGGUGUAUGCUAAUCUGGGACGACACAUUUCGCACAUAAAUUAAGCCCCAUUUUCCCAUGUUCCAGAGAUAAUAAGACACAGUGAGAGUCUGGUAUUUUUAAUCCCCCGCCAUUGGUGGAGGGAUAUUGUUUUGGCCUUGUCCGUCUUUCUGUCCGUACUUUUGUCUGUCCGGAGCCAUAUCUUGGAAGUGCUUUGACGGAUUUCAUUGAAAUUGGGUAUGAGUAUAUAUAUGGAUACUGGGAUGAUGCACGCCAAAUGGCAUUGUACACCAUCUGUUAAUAAUGGAGUUAUGGCCCUUUGUACCUUGAAAAAAUGCUUUUUUGAGUGUCAAAUAUAACACUUUUGUGUCCAGAAGCAUAUUGGCAGGGGAUAUCAAUCCAAUAUGUUUGUACUUAUAAUGAUAUAAACAGUAUGCAUCAUCAUACAUAUAUAUGUGAAUAUAACCUACUAUGAGAUAUUUGUGUAUGUGUUUUACACAUCUAUUUAUUAUGCCCAGUAAAGUUAUGACCUUUCGUCUAUUGCUACAGUCGUUUUUAUUCAGCAUUGGUCUGAGAAAACAGGGCUUAAUGCAUUUGUAGAAUGCCUCGUCCAAAACUACGGACAACAGUUUCCACUAUUAUUUUCAUUUAAAGAAAGUCUCUGGCUGUCCCGGUCAGCGCAAUGUUUAGUUCACAAGCCUCUCAUCUAAGCAUCCGGUGUUUAGGCCGCAUUCCAAGAAGCAUGUUAGUUUAAUUGUUGGUCACAAUACCAGAAGGGUGGGGUUUCCUCCGAAUACUCCAGCUUCCCCCCACAAAACAAUAGCGAUUGAAAUUCUUUCAGUAACAACUAAGUAGCUGAAAAUUGCAGCUUAAAUACAAAAUGUUCCAGUAUUCCAUCUUUUUGUGAAUCUAUUAAGUUGAUAAGGAAGGAGUUUUUGGACUCACUCUGGGUUCACACAUAAUGCAGCCUCAGGCAUGGAAGGACCUCGUAAACUUUGAAAUACACACACCCCACAAAAGAGGUCCAUUCCUAGGGAACCUCCACUUUAUGCAGAAAGUGUGGUCCCUGAUACAGGCUUAUCUGGGACGACAUUUUAGGCACAUCUUCAUAAUGAUCAGAUUCGUCAGAAAAGUCCAUAAUUUAACAUAAAAGUAUUGAUAUAAUAGCAAAGCAGUUGAUCGUCUCGGCUGAAAUAACGCUGUAAAUAUUGCGGAUGUACAGCUCUGACCUUACAGCAAGGGAGGUAAGUCAGUCAAACUUUUGGAAAACGGUGCGUUAUUGGGAGCUUUACCUGGUGAUUUAUGGCUUAAGGCGUAACGCUAAAUUAUUGCAAAUAUGUUUAUUCCGCAUUUUAAACAUUUAUCUUUGAUAUUAUAAAGUUUUCAAAAGGGUUAAAAUUGACCUUUAAGCCCUGUUUUCCCAGAUUGCAGUUCAUUGAUAUUCAAAUUCAAACAUUAUCAAUACAAUGUUGUACAUUCCAACUCCAAUACAUUGUGCUGCGUCAAGUUUUACCAUGGAACACACUGUUCUAUUCAAUAAUUUAUUACAUGUAAAUUAAAUAUGUCGAUGUGUAAGACCAUUCACUGAAAAGUAUUUUCAAUGGCAGAAUCUCAUGUCACCUAGCAGUACAAGUCACUUAAAAUGGACAUGUGUGUAGUUUUGAUUUUUUAUUUACAAUAACCUAUCCCAGUGCAGAUUUCAGAACUUAAAAACCUUUUAUUUUAAGCUGAUAUAUAAUGUUACAUAUUGUUGUAUUAUAUAUUGUCAGAAAAGAUGAUAAUGCAUUGGAACUGUCAGAGGCAAAGUUUCACCAUCAUUUUUGUGUUUUCCUGCAAUUUUGCAAGUUGCACAUAUCAGCUGUUAAAGACCAAACAAGUAUGAAGCACUACAUGUGUAUUGUUUUACCAUUUUGUGUGAAUUGGAAAUAGUCUUCAAUAUUAAAUUAAUAAACUUUA